Scophthalmus maximus (turbot) is the source of this 5304-nucleotide messenger RNA. Its product is annotated as FERM domain-containing protein 5-like. Gene Ontology annotation, molecular function: cytoskeletal protein binding. The coding region runs from base 485 to 2209 and encodes 574 amino acids. NCBI's taxonomy places the organism in Eukaryota, Metazoa, Chordata, Actinopteri, Pleuronectiformes, Scophthalmidae. The transcript has 14 exons. The record is from RefSeq and is a predicted model, not a curated record. Gene Ontology annotation, cellular component: cytoskeleton.
UAUCGGAAUUUGGGCUCCUCUCGGUUACUCUGUGAAGGCAGCAUCUCUGUCGCCGCGCCGUUGGCCGACGGGCCUGCCACUCAACCGAGCGGCCCGCCCAGCGGCAACGAGAGCGGCAUGGCAACGGCCAGGGGACCGGGGGAGAGGGCGCGAUGAGGUGCGAGGGGAACCGGACCAGAGACAGGGACAGAGAGCAGAGGCACUAUUUCACCCCUCACUGACUGGAAGGACGCGCCGUGUGGUACUCAGACACUCAGUCCUCUCUCUCUCUCUCUCUCUCUCUCUCUCUCUCUCUCACACACACACACACACACACGCGCUGAUGACACGAUGCCCCGCGCUGUCGCCGCCGCCGCCGCCGCCGACCAGGUGUUGCACCAGAGGACAACCGGGACGUCGUUGACGUGACAGGAGACCAACUUGUGCGUAUGCGCCGCCGUGUGCGCGCCCUUCUGCCUGGUCCCGCGCGCAGACGACCGAGAAGAUGCUGAGCCGACUGAUGAGCAGCAGCAUCAGGAGUCUGGACCGGGAGUGCGACUGCACAGUGCGGCUGCUGGACGACUCGGAGUACACCUGCACGAUCCAGCGGGAUGCCAAGGGACAGUACCUGUUUGACCUCCUUUGCCAUCAUCUCAACCUGCUCGAGAAAGAUUAUUUUGGCAUUCGAUAUGUUGACCCAGACAAGCAGAGGCACUGGUUGGAGUUUCCAAAGUCAAUUGCCAAACAAAUGAAGUCCCAGCCGCCAUUCACUAUGUGUUUGCGUGUCAAGUUUUACCCACCUAACCCUGCUGCCCUGAGAGAGGAAAUCACCAGAUAUCUCGUCUUCCUGCAGGUUAAGAGGGAUCUCUACCAUGGUCGCCUCCUGUGCAAGACGUCAGAUGCUGCUCUGUUGGCUGCCUACAUAUUACAAGCUGAAAUUGGUGACUACGAUCCCGGGAAACACCCGGAGGGCUACAGCUCCAAGUUUCAGUUCUUCCCUAAGCAUUCCGAGAGGCUGGAGCGGCGGAUUGCUGAGAUCCACAAGACUGAGCUGAUAGGUCAGACUCCCGAAACGUCAGAGCUCAACUUCCUCCAGAAGGCUCAGAUGCUGGAGACAUAUGGAGUGGACCCUCAUCCAUGCAAGGAUGUGUCUGGCAACCCCGCUUUCCUGGCUUUCACUCCCUUUGGAUUCACUGUGCUGCAAGGAAACAGGAGGGUCCAUUUCCUCAAAUGGGAGGAGGUGACCAAACUCAAGUUUGAAGCAAAGACAUUCCAUGUAUAUGCAAAUCAGAAGGAGGAUAAGAAGAUCAUACUGACUUACUUUGCACCUACACCUGAGGCCUGUAAGCAUUUGUGGAAGUGUGGAGUGGAGAAUCAGGCCUUCUUCAAGCUGGAAAAGUCGAGUCAAGUCCGCACUGUGUCCAGUAGUAAUCUCUUCUUCAAGGGUAGUCGCUUUAGAUACAGUGGAAAGGUUGCAAAGGAAGUAAUGGAACAAAGUGCUAAAAUUAAAAGAGACCCACCUGAGAUCCACAGGGCUGGCAUGGUGCCCAGUAGGAGCUGUCCAUCCAUCACCCAUGGGCCCCGUUUGACCAGUGUGCCCAGGACCCGACGUAGAGCUGUGCACAUCUCCAUCAUGGAAGGUCUCGAGUCCCUUCGAGACAGCGCCCACUCCACACCCGUGCGCUCCGUCUCCCAUGGCGACUGCUUCAUGCCCUCCCGGGGCCAGAUGGCGUACCGCAGAGAGGCAAGCACAUCGGCAGUCAUCUCCGACGAGGCCUACAGCCCCUCUGACAGCGUGCUGCCUACACCCGUGGCCGAACAUGGCGCCGAGAUGCCGUUGGCUCGUCACCUCAACGGAUCUCCCUGCAGCGUCGAUGAGGAGCCGGGGUCAGAGGCGGGGACAUCGAAGGAAGGGCAUGCGGCAGAGUUCGGGCCUGGCAGGAGAGCGCUGCGCAUGGUUAGGAGCAAGCCGUCGCCACCGAGCGACGUGGAGGAGCUGAACAAAUUCGUCCUGAGUGUGUUGCGUCUGUUUCUGGUCACCAUCGGACUGCUGUUCGCCCUGCUGCUGCUCCUCAUCAUGCUGACAGAGUCGGACCUGGACAUUGCCUUCCUGAGAGACAUCCGCAAGACCCCCGAAUUCCAGCAGUUCCACUUUGAAUACUUCUGCCCUCUGCGGCGCUGGUUCGCCUGUAAGUUACGUUGGAUGGGUGGUUUCCUAGUCAGCAAGUGAGGCGAGCGCAAAGAUGCAGAGACUGAAUGACACAACACAGGCCUCCACUGAUGGAGAUGGGGCACGUACAACCGGAGAGAGGGUGAGGGGAGGGAAAAGGCAAAAGGUGGCCGCCCUGUUCCCAACUUGUUCCUGUCCCAUGAGCCUCGGACUUUUCCCCUGAACAGCCUUGUUUGACCAUCACUGCGAGGAGAGAAACUCACUUUCUUUUUUUUGGGGGGGGGGGGGGGGGGGGGGAUAUUAUAAUCAUCAUCAUUUGUACACAAAGUCACAGCAACAGAGUUUGAUUCAAACACUGAAAGGGACGAGCAAGUCUGACAGACUUCACUCAUUCAACCACCGAUAACAGUUGCCUUUAUUUUUGUAUAAUUUGUGUUGUAACAUUAUUGCUGAGACAGAAUAGCUUGAUGUGUUGGGGCGUGCGCUGUGUCGACAUAAGGUGACGGGACGAGCCUUCUCUCGGCAUUAAUGUUGUUAUGGCCACUGAUAAUUGCUGUUUGGAGUAGUAGCAUUAUCUGGUGUGUGUGUGUGUGUGUGUGUGUGUGUGUGUGUGUGUGUGUGCAGCACUUACCGAAUGUAGAUCUGUCUGGAGAAAAAUAGUAUUUGCAUAUACCAUAUUUUGUUCUAUAUCAUUUUCCGGCAGAUAUGUGGAAUUAGAUCAAAGAGAUUUUAGCACACUUUAAAGUAACUGACAAUUUCCCACAACUUUCCCUGAUUUCUUCUGAUUUGGGUCACAACCGCACAUCUGGCAUGAGACAUUUUAAAAGAGUCUUCGGACAAUUAGUUGCAGUAGCCGUUCGACCCACGAGUAAUGUCAGCGCUGCCCUGUUAUAAGCCUUGAGUAAACUUUUGUAAUAAGCGACAUCUGUUAAGUGUGUUCACGUUGCCAUUUUGUUUUUUUUAAAGCACCAAUAUGGUUUCAUUGUCCUGCGACUAUAAAAUAAGCUUUUUGUAAGUGUAUAAGUAAGUAAUUGAGGUGGUAGGUUUACUGAUUUUAUUGAAUAGCAGCCAAAUAAUGCCAAUAACUACAAUCAACGUGUGUGUAAGGAACAGUUGCCACUUUGCUGUAGUCACUUUUACAGUAGUUGUAAAAGUGGUGGGACUAUGUGAGCUAGCACUGUAGUGAUAGUGAAGUGUUUGGUUAGCUCUUUGACUCUGUAGAAGGAGUUUAUCUUGAUGUGCAAUACUGUCGAUAUAAAAUCCUUUCCAUGAUGGUAGAUUCGGCCUUGUUUAACCUUCGUAAAGUGCACACAUAAGUGCUUUUUUCCCACAGUAUAGAGUUAAGAGUUUAAAUACAUUUUUUUUUAAUUCAAGUUCCAUUUGUGUUCAUUCCCGCUGUGUUUAUAUCUAUAAUCAUCUGUAAAGUCAGAAUAUGUUUAUGUCAUGUUUCCAUUUUUGUACAAACUGGUGUCAGGCUAACAAAUGGAGAUUUCCCCACAGUGCUCUACGGACUUCCAAGAGUUAUUUUUACAGUGGAUGUUUGGUUUUCAGCCCUGCGCUCGCUUACAAGAGAGCUUACGAUAAGUCAUGUUUACGUCCCACUUCGAUCUUCAUCGUCGCACCUACCAAAGAAACGUCCUGUCUGAUAUUUGUCAGGUUGCGUCGACAGGUGGAAACUCUGAGAGUCUGCUCUCCUUCUCCAGCCUUAUUACAUUGUUCCACAGGUUUCGCCCACAGCCCAGAGCGAUCAACGGCAUAUUUUCUCACCAUAGUCAGUUUCUUAACUCUAAACAAACCUCCGGGUGAUUCAUUAGGAUUUUUAGCAUGAGGGUACAUAUGCUGUGUGCCAGUAAUAAUUGAUGUUGAGGUUGAUGAUCAGCAGGUGUACAACAUUACACCGAAAAAAAAUAUGGAUGGACUAUUCAAGAAGACGACAGACAUGGAUCGGCUGCCGGGGUUCAGGAUGUCCAGGGGCAGUUUGGAAUCCUACAGUGUUCAAAUUCAAACCCUGUCCAAAAACUUCAAAGAGCUGAAAGUUAGUAUGAAAACAGUAUUGUGGCAGCAUACCUGUAGUAUUAUAAAAACUUAUUUUGGUACAUUAAUGAAAUGUUCAAAUUCAGCAAUGGUGAAAAGACCAGAAGUAAAAAUAAUUCUUAGUUCUUUUUUUUCCCAGUGCAGAGUUGGAUGAGAUUAAAGAAAGAUUGACUAAUAUAUUUAUAUUCAUUAGAAUAAUAAUAAUAUUUUGCUGUUGGUUGUGAGACUUACUGAUAUAUUCGCUUUAAUUCAGAUGGUGCUUGGAUGGUUUUUGAUGUGUUUGGUGAAAGGUGCCAGAUGAGGCGGUUAUUUAUUUUUACCUCCAAUAAUUUAUAUUUUUUAAAUCUCAUUUUAUGUCGGUGUGUAUUAAAAACAAUUCAACAUAAUUUGAGCAAUAAAUAUAAUAGAUUAUGUGACGAAUAUUAAUGACAAUGAAUUGCAAACCUCGGACGGUCAAACAGCCUGUAGAUGCAUGUGUGAAGGGAACAGUGCCCCCUGCUCCUCAUUGGCCACCGUCGUGGGUGACGCUGGAUGAUUUGUCCAAAGUGUCUUUUGUCCACAAGAGAAAACAAGAGAAUUGUGUAAAUCCUGUGUUGUGGGUCCUAAUCCUAGACUGCUCUCUUUUGACUCAUUUUAUAAAGACGGAUGAGAUGAAUCCUGUGAGUGCAUAUAAAUGAACUGAAAGUAGACCCAUUGUCACUUGACUUAGCCACAGUGAAAUCGGAGCGGUUUGUAUGUUUUGCCAAUUUAAAAACAGCAUAAGUAGCAUACUAAACUACCUGAAUCUGUCUUUGUGCAAUGCAGUUCUGUGUAUGGAUUUUUGUGUGUUGCUAAAAUCUGUUUCCGAUCACCUGAACCACACAAUGAUAAAAAAAGGGGGCUACAUCUCGAUUGGCACGAAACUUUUGUUGCUUAACAAAUGACUGAAUAACGUAAAGGUGGAAUAAUGGCUCCGAUGUGGUCGGACUGUAAAAUUGCUCCUUGUACCAUGUCCCCCGCACAUGGAAAUGUCUCUGUAAGCAUGUGUUCUGCGUUUAUUACCUCCAACAAGGCUGCUUAUUUCCCACCACUGACUGAAUACUGGUGUACUCGAUUUGUGAAUAAAUAUAAUCUAUUCUUGA